Myodes glareolus (Bank vole) is the source of this 1163-nucleotide messenger RNA. It is a transcript of the gene Mlf1, whose product is annotated as myeloid leukemia factor 1. NCBI's taxonomy places the organism in Eukaryota, Metazoa, Chordata, Mammalia, Rodentia, Cricetidae. The record is from RefSeq and is a predicted model, not a curated record.
AGUCGCGGGCGCGGCCUUGGCCGCAGGCAGACGCGCCGGGCAAGCAGAGGGCAGGCUGGGGGCGACGCGGCGAGCUGCGCCCAUUUCCACCCGCGCCCGCCAACCGCCGUGGAGCCACGAUGUUCCGGAUGCUGAGCAGCAGCUUCGAGGACGACCCCUUCUUCGCUGAUUCCUUUCUUUCACACCGAGAAAGUAUGCGCCACAUGAUGAGAAGUUUCUCUGAACCUUUUGGAAGAAACUUGCUCAAUAUCUCUGAUGGUAGAGGAAGAACACACAAUCGUAGAGAUAAUGAUGGUGAAGAUUCCUUAACUGCAACAAGUUUUUCUCUUGUGCCUUUUGGAAGGCUUGGUGGUAUGCAUGCAGAUGUCAACCCUUUUCAGACAAUGGAUCGGAUGAUGUUAAAUAUGCGAAACAGUAUGCAGGAGUUACAAAGAAACUUUGGUCAGCUUUCAAUGGAUCCAAAUGGGCAUUCGUUUUGUUCUUCCUCUGUCAUGACCUAUUCCAAAGUAGGAGAUGAACCACCAAAGGUGUUUCAGGCCUCAACUCAAACCAGGAGGGCUCCAGGAGGAAUAAAAGAAACCAGAAGAGCGAUUAGAGAUUCUGACAGCGGUCUAGAGAAAAUGGCUGUUGGUCACCAUAUCCACGACCGAGCUCAUGUCAUUAAAAAGUCAAAGAAUAACAGGACCGGAGAUGAAGAGGUCAAUCAAGAGUUCAUCAAUAUGAAUGAGAGCGAUGCUCAUGCCUUUGAUGAUGAGUGGCAAAAUGAAGUUCUGAAGUACAAGCCUACCGGAUGGCCACACAAUCUAGAGAACACUAGGAUGCGGAGUGUGGGUCAUGAGCACCCAGGGUCACGAGAACCCAAAAGAAGAGAGAAAUUUCAUCAAAAUCCAGCCGUUGAGAAUGGAAGAAGAUCACACGUUUUUGCGGACAAACUCAACAUCAAAGGGUCACCAUUGAAAAUCAGCAAAAAAUAAAUAACAGUGCAUUUCAUUUGUUUAAUUGGUUGUUUAACAAAGUCAUGGUGCUAGAUAACAUACAAAAGACCAAUUUGUCGUUAAAUUGAUACUGUACUUUGAAACUUUCUUCUGAAUCUGAAUGUCCUUGUAAGUUUUAGCUUUGCAUUGUUCAUAAUUUAGGAAUAAAAUUGAUGUUCAACAAUGUGA